AUGGAGAGCUCCAGAAUAUACCCCUUUCCUGACGGCGACGUCGGGGAUUUUGACAAGGUGUUUCAGAAGCUGAUUGAGAUGAAUAUGACAGAGCCAUAUGACCCAGAUACCUACGCUACGGCUUUCUUUCCUGUAGCCGAGGAGCUUGAAACUGCGGCAGCUAAAGCCGAAGGCAAUAAAGAAAAGGCAUUGGCUUCAAACCUUUACUUACGUGCCGCCGCUCUAUAUCGAAUUUCCCGCUUCCCCAUCAGUCGAUCCCCUAAAACUUUCGAAGCUUGGGAGCGAGGCAAAACGGCAUAUUCCAAAGGCGCGAAAUACCUUACACCCCCAAACUUGGAAGUUGUGAUUCCUCAUUCCUACGCUUCGGCGUCUGACGGGGACGGGAACACAAUCAAAGCUUAUGUGCGAAUCCCAGAGCAUGCAUCCGAAUCAUCACCUGUUCCUGUCGUGCUCUUCGUUUGUGGACUUGAUGCCUAUCGCACAGAUUUUACAAGCCGAAUCGAUGAACAUAUUCGUCGCGGAUUCGCCUGUGUGAGUGUUGAGAUUCCGGGAACUGGUGACUCGCCUGCUUCAAAACAAGAUCCUCUCAGCCCUGACAGACAGUGGUCAAGUGUGUUGGACUGGAUCGAGUCGCAGGAGAUGUUUGACUCGAAAAAGAUCUGUGCUCGGUCCAUGAGCACUGGAGGGUACUACGGCAUGCGUAUGGCCCAUACUCACGCCGAUCGCUUGCUUGCAGUCGUUAGCCAGGGCGGGGGCUGCCAUCGAAUGUUUGACAAGGAGUGGAUCAAGGCCCAGGAUAAGAUGGAAUACCCCUAUGCCCUCGCAGAAGCUCUGGCGUACAAGUUCGGCUACGAUUCGGUCGAGGCGUAUAGUGAAGACGCCCAGUCGCGGUUCUCACUUCUACAGAGUGGAAUUUUUGACAAGCCAUGCUGCCGCCUGUUUCUCAUCAAUGGCACGAAAGAUGAGAUUUUUCCAAUCGAAGAUUCGAUGAUUCCAUUCCAGCACGGGAGAGUUAAGGAUGUCAGAUUUAUCGAAGGCGCAUAUCAUAUCGGUAACCCAGGCGCUGAAACUUAUGUGUACGACUGGCUUGACCAGUUUAAGUAG
Molecule: messenger RNA, 1104 nt
Organism: Penicillium riverlandense
Lineage: Eukaryota; Fungi; Ascomycota; Eurotiomycetes; Eurotiales; Aspergillaceae
Product: alpha/beta hydrolase family protein
Exons: 7
Coding region: 1-1104 (367 amino acids)
Source: RefSeq, a predicted model, not a curated record